AUGGUCCAAAAGAUCUACAAUAACUACUCCGCUCUUGUGAAGUCAUACACAUUGGUUAAAAUGUUUUCAAAGCAGGAUUCUGAAUUUGUUGACAUUCUUGUAGAUAAACGCUCCUCAAUGAAUUUUGAAAACAGAUGGGUCUUGAGAUCCGCUCUGAACUUCGCAAGUGAUGAAAAAGUAGUCAGAGAAAUAGGUAGAGAGUUCCAGAGAGAAGGACCAGAAAAAGCAAAAGCAGCCAGUGCAAGAGAACAAGAUAUGGAGAUAUAUGAGAAAAGAAAGGGGCAUCAGCAACUAGACGAGCAGCAGAGUUAUCUAUCCUAG
Messenger RNA from Helobdella robusta, 321 nucleotides. RefSeq lists its product as hypothetical. The coding region runs from base 1 to 321 and encodes 106 amino acids. NCBI's taxonomy places the organism in Eukaryota, Metazoa, Annelida, Clitellata, Rhynchobdellida, Glossiphoniidae. The transcript is spliced from 3 exons. The record is from RefSeq and is a predicted model, not a curated record.